Ostreococcus tauri is the source of this 831-nucleotide messenger RNA. RefSeq names its product tRNA (guanine-N-7) methyltransferase. Gene Ontology annotation, molecular function: tRNA (guanine(46)-N7)-methyltransferase activity. The record is from RefSeq and is a predicted model, not a curated record. NCBI's taxonomy places the organism in Eukaryota, Viridiplantae, Chlorophyta, Mamiellophyceae, Mamiellales, Bathycoccaceae. Gene Ontology annotation, cellular component: tRNA methyltransferase complex. Gene Ontology annotation, biological process: tRNA methylation; RNA (guanine-N7)-methylation. The transcript is spliced from 2 exons. Bases 1 to 831 code for a protein of 276 amino acids.
AUGUCGCGCGUGCGCGGGAGUAAGACGGUGACGAUCGGCGACGCGACGUUGGAGGUCCCGAGCUUUGUCAGCGCCUCGAACGAGCGCACGACGGCGCCGAGGAAGAAACACUUCCGGCAGCGGGCGCACUGUAACCCGUUGAACGAUGGACAGUUUUACGCGCCCGUGAUGCCGUCGGAGAUGGAUUGGCGAGGACAUUACGAGGAGUUGUACGCGCGCGCGGAGGCGGCGACGGAGGACGCGCGCGCGCGGAGCGAGGCGGUGAAAAUACGGUUCGCCGACGUCGGAUGUGGGUUCGGAGGGUUACUCGUCAGGCUCUCUGGGGUGUUCCCGAAUAAGGUGAUGCUCGGGAUGGAGAUUCGGGAUAAGGUGAGCGAGUACGUGCGCGCGCGGUGCGUCGCGCUGCGGCGCGACCACCCGGGGGAGUAUGAAAACAUCUCGUGCGUGCGCGCGAACGCGAUGAAAAAUCUGCCGCAGUACUUUGAGAAGGGACAGUUGGAGAAGUUGUUUUUCCUUUUUCCUGAUCCGCACUUCAAGGCGGCUAAUCACAGGAGACGCAUCGUGACGACGACCUUAUUGGCGGAGUACGCGUACGUCUUGCAAGAGGGCGGGAUUUUGUACACCAUCACCGACGUCGAGGAACUGGGGACGUGGAUGUCCGAUCACAUGUCCGCCCAUCCUAUGUUUGAGCGCGUUCCCGAGUCCGAGCUCACCAUCGAUCCCGUGGUACCACUUCUGUAUACGGGAACCGAGGAGGGGCAAAAGGUUGAGCGAAACUCUGGAUCGACGUUUCUCAACGUCUUCCGCCGCGUCCGCAACCCGCACGCGUGA